Molecule: messenger RNA, 8815 nt
Organism: Mya arenaria
Lineage: Eukaryota; Metazoa; Mollusca; Bivalvia; Myida; Myidae
Product: interferon-induced very large GTPase 1-like
Exons: 20
Coding region: 120-7175 (2351 amino acids)
Molecular function (GO): GTP binding
Source: RefSeq, a predicted model, not a curated record
UAGCGCCAGGCCGGGUUUUGAAAGGCAGGCAGGCGUUUAUUUGGUAGUCACAAAAUGUCUGUCUAUCAUGGCAAACGUUAAAAUAACUAUGAAAAGAGAAAAAUAGAAUAGUGUGAAAAAUGGGUGUGGAUAUUGAGACAUACAGGGGCCGUAUUGGCUGCUUUAAAGGCUCAAUAGGAUGUGAUGUUGUGACGAUCCCAUGCAAUGUGAACUUUAGUUCCGGGAUGAAAACUAUCGGUGCCGUUGUUUUCAUUGGAUUGCUGUUAAUAAUAGGAGGAAUUGAACCAAACCCUGGCCCACCGCAUAAGGAGGUAACGUACCAAAGGUUACUGAAGGAGAAGAUUCAAGAAAACACUGAGUGCACUUAUAUGAUAUCGAUCGCUGUUGCAAUAUCAGUGUUGUUGCUGUAUAUGCUUGACUAUCACGUGUUUGUUUUUCUCUGUCUGCUCUCUUUGGCAUCUGUUGUCUUCUUGAAAAGAAACUGCUCGCCAAAGAAAGAUGAUAAGGAGAAGGGUACAUCAAAUUUGAACAAAAAUAGCGAAACCGCGACGAGCACGGUUUCUUCCUCGACGGUUGUUGCUGCAACGACGACAACUGCGAGAGUAUCUACAGAUGAUGGGCAUUCGAUAGCUUCUACAGAAGGAACAUCUCAUGCAAAAAAAGAAGACGAGGACGCGAAAAACACGAUUAUUUCAAGGACAGCAAUUGCUACACCGACACCCGUAAGCGUACCGGCAGCAGAUGUGCCUACUAAAGAAGGUACAUCAAAUUUGAACAAAGAUGACCAAGCCGCGACGGACACGGUUACUUCUUUGACGUCUAUUGCUACAACGACAAUAGCGAGAGUACCUUCAGAUGAUGGACAUUCGAUAGCUUCUACAGAAGAAGACGAGGACGCAAAAAACAAGAUUAUUUCAAGGACGGCAAUUGCUACACCGACACCCAUAGGAGUACCGGCAGCAGAUAGGCCUACUAAAGAAGGUACAUCAAAUUUGAACAAAAAUAGCGAAAACGCGACGAGCACGGUUUCUUCCUCGACGGCUGUUGCUGCAACGACGACAACUGCGAGAGUAUCUACAGAUGAUGGGCAUUCGAUAGCUUCUACAGAAGGAACAUCUCAUGCAAAAAAAGAAGACGAGGACGCGAAAAACACGAUUAUUUCAAGGACGGCAAUUGCUACACCGACACCCGUAAGCGUACCGGCAGCAGAUGUGCCUACUAAAGAAGGUACAUCAAAUUUGAACAAAAAUGGCGAAAACGCGACGAGCACGGUUUCUUCCUCGACGGUUGUUGCUGCAACGACGACAACUGCGAGAGUAUCUACAGAUGAUGGGCAUUCGAUAGCUUCUACAGAAGGAACAUCUCAUGCAAAACAAGAAGACGAGGACGCGAAAAACACGAUUAUUUCAAGGACGGCAAUUGCUACACCGACACCCGAAAGCGUACCGGCAGCAGAUGUGCCUACUAAAGAAGGUACAUCAAAUUUGAACAAAAAUAGCGAAACCGCGACGAGCACGGUUUCUUCCUCGACGGUUGUUGCUGCAACGACGACAACUGCGAGAGUAUCUACAGAUGAUGGGCAUUCGAUAGCUUCUACAGAAGGAACAUCUCAUGCAAAAAAAGAAGACGAGGACGCGAAAAACACGAUUAUUUCAAGGACAGCAAUUGCUACACCGACACCCGUAAGCGUACCGGCAGCAGAUGUGCCUACUAAAGAAGGUACAUCAAAUUUGAACAAAGAUGACCAAGCCGCGACGGACACGGUUACUUCUUUGUCGUCUAUUGCUACAACGACAAUAGCGAGAGUACCUUCAGAUGAUGGACAUUCGAUAGCUUCUACAGAAGAAGACGAGGACGCAAAAAACAAGAUUAUUUCAAGGACGGCAAUUGCUACACCGACACCCAUAGGAGUACCGGCAGCAGAUAGGCCUACUAAAGAAGGUACAUCAAAUUUGAACAAAAAUAGCGAAAACGCGACGAGCACGGUUUCUUCCUCGACGGCUGUUGCUGCAACGACGACAACUGCGAGAGUAUCUACAGAUGAUGGGCAUUCGAUAGCUUCUACAGAAGGAACAUCUCAUGCAAAAAAAGAAGACGAGGACGCGAAAAACACGAUUAUUUCAAGGACGGCAAUUGCUACACCGACACCCGUAAGCGUACCGGCAGCAGAUGUGCCUACUAAAGAAGGUACAUCAAAUUUGAACAAAAAUAGCGAAACCGCGACGAGCACGGUUUCUUCCUCGACGGUUGUUGCUGCAACGACGACAACUGCGAGAGUAUCUACAGAUGAUGGGCAUUCGAUAGCUUCUACAGAAGGCAGUGAUGUUGACGAUCCAUUGGUUUUCAUUCUUUGUCGUCUUAAAAUUUUGGACAAAUUUCCUGAGAAGAUUUCAACGCUUGAAGUCGUACGUGUUGAAUUUUCAAGCUCAACAAACGAUUCUGAAAGUGAUCUGGUUCAUGCGCCGUAUACUCUGUUAAGAAAUAUUAUUUCUGUUAAUUGUGAUGCUCGGGAUUCUUUUCCAAAUGUAAGUCAAAAUGAAAAAGAUCUUAACAACAGAUGUAAGGACUUAGACACAAGUUAUGAUGAUAGUGAUAUGAGUUCAGACGACGAAGAAUUGUCUCAUGCACGUACUGUACUUAGUCCCUUAGACAUAUUUCACGCCGUUUUGUCUUGUUGCGAUCCAAUGUUGAAACAGAUACUUUACCGAAAAUUAUAUCUCUGUAAAAUUGCUUUACCAUUCAUAACAAAUUUAACGAAAAGCAAAGAAUAUCGAUUAGAGAUCUGGCCUCUACGUACUCUUGAUAUCUUUGACUCAAAAACUAAACGGGACGAAAAUGUACUGACCAUUAAAUCGCAUUUUUUGACAUUUGCACGAUUAGGCAGACCACAAUUUUCGAAAUCGAGACUAUUGAAUUGCCUUAUAUCAGGCACAAGCAAUGCAUUCUCUACGUUUUACAACAAAGAAUCACCCUCAGGAAAUGCACAACGAAGGUUAACUAAAGGUUUGGUUGAGGCAUUCUGGCUACAAACGACUGUAAAAACAAGCGUUUCUCCCAACACUGUUGCUUUUUUCAAUGUACGCGGAGAAAUAGAGGAGUUUGAUCACAAAGCACUUAGUUUAAUACAAACAUUAAACGAUUGCCUAAUAUUGAUUCCAGAUCCGAAUGUUUUUGAAACGAAACUACUUGAAAUGGAAAGCUACCUGCUUGGUUUUAAACAUAUUGUGUUUAUUUUCCCGGAAAGGCAAAACUCGAGUACAAAAAAAACUUUUCGGAAAUUCAAGACAACUGCAUCUGCAGCUAACACUGAUGUGUUUGCAGUGAAUUCGCAAGGAGGGUCGAACUUUUUUGAUAUUGUGUCUUCCUUAUCGAAGCGUCUGUUCUCUGUUCUUGAAUCAUGCACAACAAACACAUUGGAAAGUAAACUAAAAGUUGCAAAAAUCAUUCCAUCGGACGAAGACAAUGCACUUAAUGUAAACGGAAAAUCUCUUGCUGAAAAUGUGAUCAAGUGCAUUCAUUCUGAUAUGGAAACAUUGCGACAGGUCCAAGGUAAAGGUGUGACGAUUAAAACUUGCAUUACUCCGGUAUCUUCUAUAGAAACAAAAAAACUGGCUGACUGUCUAAAAGAUAUCCAAAGAGAACAAUCUAAAGCUAAACAGAACGAGCUCAACGAAAAAAAGAAAGUACUAAUGGACAAUAGAGUCAAUCUAAUUACGCAGUCAGUUAAGUGUUUUCUACAAAAUCUGCAAAAGACAUCUUCCAAUAAACUUUUGAGAAAGUUUUUUAUCGGCUGGGUUCAGAUAGAAUUAAAUAAGAUGACUUCUGAUAUCAUUCAAACCCUUAAAGAAAUAAAAUUGAAAGAGCAAGGCAAAUAUCUUGACAUGAAAAAAUCAGCUCAAGUUGACAAUGAUACACUGAAACAACAACAACAAAUAAUGGUACAAUCGAUUGAAGAUUUAGAAAAUAGUAGGUUUGGUGUUGAAUACAUCUUUAGGGAAAUAAGUCACGUAUAUGAUACAGUAAUUGAGCUCAAAAGGUCGAAAUUGCCGAAAGAUCUACCACCAGUUGCUGAUGUCGCGCGUAUAUUUGCAGAAUUUAUUAUAGAAGGAGAAGCAUUUGAAAUAAUAGAUGGUGAUAGUAUGUUCAUGGCAAAAAACUGGCUGAAAACUAUAACUAAUGUUGCGGAUACAACGUUAAAGUGCUCGCCAGUUGCUUCACUCUCCGUUCUUGGAUUGCAAAGUUCCGGGAAGUCCACUUUAUUGAAUACUAUGUUUGGCGUUCAGUUCUCCGUAAAUUCAGGUAGAUGCACAAAGGGAGUAAACGCGCUUGUCCUGCCUAUUGAGAGAAAUGAGAAAGAUGUUCCUCCAUUUGAAUAUGUAAUGAUUGUAGACUCGGAAGGCCUCCGAGCACCAGAACUUGAGAACAUUGGAGCUAAAUCAGAUAGAGACAAUGCUUUAGCAACAUUCGUUACUGGUAUGGGAGAUCUAACACUAAUGAACAUCAUGGGUGAAAACUUCACAGAUAUGCGAGAUAUACUGCAAAUAAUAGUUCACGCAUUGCUUCGAUUGAAAUUAGCAAACAGUCGAAUUCGAAUAGGACAAGCUUGUGGUUUUGUACAUCAUAAUGUGACGGACAAAUCUGCGCGAGAUAAUAUGAGAGAAGGUUUUCUAAAACUUGUUCAUAUUCUGGAUUCGGUUGCAAAGGAAGCAGCAAAUGCGGAAGGAAUAUCAGACGUUUCAAGAUUCAACGAAGUUAUAAAAUUCAACACAGAUGAUAACGUCUUUCACAUUCCAAAUUUAUGGCAAGGUAUCAUUCCUAUGAAUAGAAUUAAUACAGAUUAUAGCGACGCUGUGAUUUCCAUGAGAACUAGCAUAUUGCAAAUAAUAGCAGGUGUUAAAGGCAAAGCAUUUGGCAGACUUAAUGACUUUAUUGUGAACGCCGAAGACCUGUGGAAAGGAAUACUGGUUGAAAAUUUUGUGUUUUCGUUUAGAAAUAGUUUGGAAAUUAAGGCAUAUUGUACACUUGAAGAGCAAAUUCAUAAAAUAGUUUGGGAUAGUGAAUUAAAGGUAAAAGAAUAUAUAAUGAAUAGUAUACAAAAGAGUUUCGCCACUUGCAAUCAACGUCAGUCACUGAAACAUGCCAAAGAGAAUAUUUUAGUAGAUUUUAAGUUGUAUUUUGAUACAAAGAAAGAAGAUGUUACACAAAAGGUGUAUUUGAUAUUUGAAAAGCAUGAAUAUGCACACAUUGUUAUUCAAUGGAAAUCAACAUCACUCAUCAAUACUAAUCACCGUUUUGACAUGCUUGAAAGAGCAAUGAAAGCGGCAAUAGAAAACUCAUACCAGCGCCGUGUUAUUUUUAUCGAAACAUCAACUCUUUCGAAGGAAAAGAAAGACAAACUCCAUGAAGAGUCCCUAGUUCUUGCAAAGAGUUUACAAGACAAAGAAGAAGUAGAUGAAAACACCAUCAUAACGCGCUUCAAACAACUCUGGCAAACCUUUAUGGAAACAUUUGAAAGUGAGAAUCCUCCAACACCAAGCACAAGUUUAGAGUCAAUUUUUUUAGAAUAUAUGUUUGAAUUGCAUCAUACACAUAGACCGCUUCUUCAAAAUUCACUUGACCGAAUGGAAAAAAAGAAGAAGUCAUGUCAACAUUUGGCUUACAAUCAAUGUGGUAUUACGCAUGAAGAUGUAAGCUUAAAAAUAAGGUUCAAAUUUUGGGAGCAAGCAACGAUUGAGGAAACAAUGCCGAUAGUCAAGGAUAAAGUAAACGAUUUUUUGGAGAAUGCUGAUGAUGCGGUCUCUCGAUUAAUGCAAUGUUUGGACGAAAUAACAAUCAGCAAAGCUAAAGAAUAUGUAUUUGCUAUGUGGGACGAUCUAAAAGGUUUAAAUAAAUGUAAAGAUAUGAAAUUUACAUUCAAGAAGACAGCUUUGAUUAAAAUCCACGUGUAUGUUUGUGGUUACGCUUACCCAUUGUUUCAGGAUCAUAAUGAAAAAUUUGAAAAAGAACAUGGUACGGUUGCCAAACUCAAUAAAUUCCAAAAGGACAUGUAUAUUUCAUUUUAUGAUAAUGUUAAAAAUAGAAGGUCGGAAGAAACUGCAGCUAAAAUGUUUUGUUCUGGUCUUCAGAGUUCAGUAAACACAAUUAUUCAGACUAAAUUAUACUCUAAAGUACAAGGCGUAUUAGGACAAUAUCUGCCAAAUCUCAAGCAUGUUCUUCUUAGAGAAAUAUGUAUCAGUCUCGCUGAAAACGAUGAAUUUAAAAUAUUCCAGAAAUAUUUGCGUGAUCCAGAGGGGUAUGCUUCUCUCUGGUAUAAGGAAAAAGGAGAUAAUAUCCUGUUUUCUAAGGGCAAAUAUUUCAGCAUUGCUCAUAAUCUGAUAUCCCAAAUGACUGAAGACGUUGAAAUUGCACUGCGCAAACUAAGACUGAGGUAUAUGCAUGAGGCAAAAGUAGAUGGUUCAAGCAUAUUUGAUUAUAUUUGCGAUAAUCUGCAAAAUUACAAGCUCGAAAUUACUGAUUUCGACUCAUUUAGAGAUAAAAAAGUUGUUAUAGAAGAUAUUGACUAUUUCGCUGGUAUAUUACUGGGUGAAAAUGGAUACUUGAAGUCGCACAUUAAUGCGGUUAGUAGCAGCUUUUGCGCGGUAACAGAGAAAACUGUGAAAUGGGUUGUCGAUCCUUAUAACCUUUUUGAGGCAAUUUGGGGUUGCAAAAGCAAGUGCCCGUUUUGCAGAGAGCCAUGUGCAAUCGGUACAGCAAAUCAUGAAGAUACAAACCACUAUUGCUUUCAGCACAGAAUACCCUGCUGUACGGGAGUACAUAAGAAAGACAGUAAGAAGGCAUCUAUCAGCGUAUGUAAUUUUAAUAUACAGUCUCAUAAAACAUUCUCAUGUUCGUUUAUUGGCGGUGACUGUACCAAAAAAGAAAACGGAGAUUGUGAAGAGCACUCAUACCCAUAUAAAGAGUAUAAAAAGUACUUUCUUAACUGGGAUAUACCGCCGUCAUCCACGGAGCAAGAUAGCUCCAAAUUUUGGCUUUGGUUUGUAAACCAGCAUAAGAAAAGUCUAGGGGAAUACUAUAAAAUUGAUAUGUCUUCGGUACCAUCGAGCUGGUCUGAUAUUUUAAAGGAAGAAGCAAUUCAAAGUCUUGACAGAUAUAGCGUUUCUUCCGUUUCCCAAUGAAAUGUAUUGUGUUGUGUUAAUUCUGCUCCGAAAUACUUUUAUAAGACAUGAGUCAAUAAUAAAGUUUCUCUUAUUUCGACAUCAAUUCAUAUUAACGGAGAUGUAAACAAAUUGUCCGAAAUUAUAGUUGAUUUGCACCUUAUAGGUGGUGUCAGUGAAGAGUUAUUCAAAACAAGAGGAACAUAAUUUUUAAACGUUUCCCGAAUUUUCUUUAACUUGGCUCUAAUAUGUAAUAAAACAAAUACUCUUACAGGUCUAGUGCGCAUGGCUGAACAGAUAAAGAAUGAAAGAAAAAUGUCCAAACAUAAAUUUCAUGGAGCUAAGAUACAUGGUGUCGCUAGUCCGCGUCCGUUAAAACAAGUUAAUACGCUUUAAAAAUGAUCCCUGAAAAGGCACACACACACAAAAUAUAACCAACGUAUGGUUUUUACCAGGGGUAUGAAUUCUUUACAAGGAAAUAACGACUUCAGACAUUUGAUAUUUUUUAUUAUGGAAAGUCACUGUUUAGAUAUCGAGACUGGAGUACUUUGUCAUUUGUAUUCUUUAUGUUAAGUUGUUAUUUUAGAAUGCGUUUUGUACAGCUCUGUUGUGUAUAAUAUUUUUAUAAAAACAAUCAUUGUGUUGUAGUUUAUGUAUACAGUUAUUUACCUUCAUUUUGACAUCUCUUGUUCGCACUAUUUUAUGCUUGGUUUAAUUUGUUAAAAUGUAUGCAUGUACCUUAAUAUCACACAUCAAUAGAUUGUUCUUGUUUGUAUGAAUAUUUCCUUAGUAUUAGGUAAACAUCUAAUAUGUCCUUAUAAACUGAACCGAAUCAAGCAGAAAAAGGUCUUAUAGUAAAUGAAACUUAAGCAGGAAAUAUGACGUCAUUGAUUCGUGUGUCAAACAGGUUUGCGUCGCCCAUAUUGUUCCUAGUUUUGAAUUCCAUGGUACAUCGAUGGCAGUGAUAAGUUUUCUCUUUUAUGAUAAGCCUAGUUGAUGUGUUUUAAAUAAAUAAACAAAUAACUAUACGACCAAUUUCAGCUUGCUGCGGCUUUUAUAAUUAUCAGAUGCUUCUGUCACAAUUCGAAUUUGUAUUGAACUUUAAUAAAUAGAGUGCAUUGCAUGUACUAUACAUAAUAUAAUGUUAGUCAUGUACAAGACUAUUUAUGUUAAAAUAACUAGCAUAAAUGCACAGAUGAUAUGUGAUUCUGGUCGACCGAUGAAAACUUGAAGCUAAAGUUAGACUUACAGGCUAAGUGUUGAUGUUAUUCAUUCGUGUUGGGACAAUUUUGAGCUUGUUGAAUACCCAUGCACUAGUUUAAACCUUUCCCAAUCAUUUUCAACUUAUAUAUUUGACUGUACGUAUGUAUACAUGUUAUCGUAUUGUGUUGAUUUAUGACGUUGUAUGUCUCUUGUUGACCGCUUUGACAUUCCUUCAACCUUAUGCUCCAAAGCAGGUUCGUCGUUAGUUUUGCCUUUAAAUUGCUAUUGCUUUUCUUUUUUAUCAAAUGAUACCGUUUCUAAAUAGACUUCUUGGGUACGAGGGAAAAGCUCAUACCUGAAGCAUAAUUUGAACCAAUAUGGCCGAGAACCCUCCUCAUAUCAUAUCUUAGCCCUUUAGUUGUAUAUCAUAGCUCGUUUUCGUGUCCUAUAUAUAUAUA